AGCUCCUUUCAUUUCAAGCGCAUUCCCUGAUAGUCUCACUCUUGUCACUCUUGUCUCUGGGACAAGGCCUUAUGAACUUUGGCACCUUUCAAGGUCUGCAUUUCUUGCGACUCCUGUGUGAAAGUGCUGCAACAGCUGAAAAACCGAAGAGAAAAUGGUGCUGCAACCCCUGUACUCGCGCACAUCGCGAGUUGGGGUGAAGAAACAGGGCAAUUGAAGAAGUUUGAUGUUUUGCAUUGUGCAUGUCAUCACAGCUUCCGUGCCUCGGUGCACUUUGACUUUGGCUCAAGCCGACUCUGCCUCUCAAGUCGACGGUUCUCGCUUGCGGCCCUCUGGUUUGGACAUAUGGUGCAGCCGCAGCCUUCAGCAUUUCUGCCACGACGAGCGCCUUUGACAAAUGAGUCAGACUGGCUGAGGCUUUGCGUGAUCGGCUGGGCCGCGUUUCUUGUGACGCUACUUGUUCUGUUGAUGGCGAUCAGAGAGUGGAAGGAAUUGAAGGAGCGACUGGGAAGUCAGGUAAGUCGUAUGUGGAGGCUUGCCAAGAGCGGAGCUAUGUUGGAACGCGCGUGGGUGCAGGAUAGUCAAGAGUCUUUGGAGAAACUUUGUUCCCGCCAAGAAUUGCUGGAGAACGUGCGAGCCGCCUUGGAGUGCGGUCAGACUUUCGUCAUUGAUCCUGGCAUGGUGGCUACAAGUUUUGAGAAAGACAUGCUGAGGGCAUGCGAGAAAACACUUUACAACCGCAUGGAAAUCACACCCCAGCCCUGGAUGGAGUCCAGUCAAAACAAUGCAUUGUUUGCUGUCCGCACUUUUGGGGGGCUGGUGUGGAGAUGGUUGACGCCAACCCUUGUCGAGCUGAUAAGUUGCGGGAGCUGCGGGUGCAGUGCAGGCGCAACGUUGGUGCAAGCCAUGCAACAAAAAGUCGCGGCUCAAGGCGCAAGGUUUCUCAUAUUGAAAGCACUCAGCGACAGCGAAGAUUUUUGGACAAAACAAGGCUUCGAACAUUUUACUGCCGGAGGGGCUUUGACUUGGUGGCACAGUUGCCCAGAAGCAGAUCAAGCAGCUGUUCUGGGAUUCUAUGAGCAUUCCUCACCCAAGACUUUUGUCAUGCGAUUGCCGUCAAUGCAAGAGGAUGCCGUCUGAGCGUUCAGAACUUGCAUACGAAGCCGGGAUGCAAUGGCUUGGCCGUCAUUUCGAACUGGAAGUUGCAGCAACUUCUCCAGGGCUGUGCGAGAUGGCUGAUUGGAGACAGUUCGGAAGCGCGGGCGCAUCUUUCAGGCGGAUUUCAAUCAGAGCCUUGCUGUUGGCUUUGUGCAGCACAGAACCUCCCGCG
Cladocopium goreaui is the source of this 1330-nucleotide messenger RNA. Lineage: Eukaryota; Dinophyceae; Suessiales; Symbiodiniaceae. The record is from the annotation of a GenBank genome assembly.